CUAGCGAAAAAAAAAUUUGGCGGUUAGGUGCACUUUAAAAACACACGCAUGCAUGAUUAUGCCUAGUGUGUGAACCAUAUGUUCAGUAGAAAGGGUUAUUUCAUUCCCUUGCAUGAAACACGAAUUUAUCCUUGAGUAAGCACGAAACAGUAAAUUCCUCACUAAUAGACAAAUUCGGCUAACUCACGCGCGAGUGUUACGUGACUUGAAUUGGGUACAACAGCAAUCAAAAGAAGUACGUUCGUAUUGUCAUUUAGAGAAAAAUAAGCCACGAUUCCGCAGUUUUGUUGCACCGGAGACUGUCAGAACAGCUCCGCUAACCGAAAAGAUCUCUCGUUUCACGGGUUUCCGUUAAAUUUUAAAAGCGUCCUCUCUGUUUGCAUCGUGAAAAUGUUAGGUUAAUUUUAAACUACGUUUCUGCGUGGUGUAACCCAGGUUUGUGGUCUCUUAUCAGUACCAUGCAUUGGCUUUUUCGUGAAAUGUGUCAGUCAUCACGGUCUGUGUGUGAAAUGUUGUUCACUGUGGCACAAACAAGUGCAUAAUCUUGUACUGAACAUGGCGAGUGGUAACAACAGUAUGAAACAGUUGUAUUAGUUAAUGAGUUGUUAUGUUUUUCCUAACCAGCACCUAGUAUCCCCACGUCGCUCACUUAUAGUGUGCAAGACCAAGACAAGUCACAUGGUCCAAGAAUUAACUUGACCUGGUCGAUACCUGCAAAACCAAAUGGAGUCAUUAGAAGUUACACUGUGUUUUACUGUUACAAUGGAAAUUCGCAAAAAGAGAUCUCUGGAAUAGAUGCAUUGAGUUACUCAGUUGAUGUACUGGGUGGUGCCACCUACCAGUUCCAUGUCAGAGCUGUGACUAUCAAACCUGGACCAAAUGCUACUUUAACCGUAGCUGUCCCUGAGUAUGUGCCCAGCCACGGGCCAGAAAAUGUGUCUUCUACAGAAGUUAACAGCACAACAUUUGAGGUAACUUGGGCUGCACUGCCAGAGAGGGUGGCACAUGGCGUUAUCAAAAUGUACCAAGUCAGACUAGUUUUGAAGGAAAAUUGUACUUCAGCUCAGUCUGAAUUGUAUUCAAGAUUUAACACAACCUCAACAAGUAUGGUCUUAAGUGGUCUAUCAAUUUGUGCAAGGUAUGAAGUGUCUAUAAGAGGCUACACUGUGGUGGGACCAGGACCCUACAGCAGACCUAUAGUGCUUCAGACUUCCGGUAUGAGAUGGUCCAAAGAAAGGCCUUCCUCGCCAUCUUUUCCUUUGAAUUCAACCGAAGCAGGUUUAACAGCAAAAAUAACAUUACCACGCUUUCCAGCAAAUGCAAAAUUCUUUCAAGUCAUCGUCAUAAUGGUUAGCUCACACUAUUCUGGUGUAGUAUACUCGCCAGAAAGUUUUACACCACAGGAUCUGGUGACAUAUGAUGAAGCACACGAAUCUCUAGUUCCUGCAGCUUAUGUGACUUUCCAGUUUAGUGGAAACGACUUUGAUAAUUACCAGGAAUUUAUUGUUGGAAGUGGAGCACAAUCAAAUAGUAAAACAAGAAGUAAGAGAAGCUGUGAUAACAACGAGCAGUAUUACAACAAACCACUCCAGCCAAAUACCAACUACAGAGUGUUCCUUAGGGCUUUUGUUACUGAGGUGCUGUAUAUUUCGAGCAACUUCGUAGAGAUAAAGACCAAAGAGAAACCUGCUGUCAAGAAACUACCAGAAAAAUCAAUUUUACUGGUUGGCGAACUGGUAUUGUUGACGUGUGAGGUCACCGGAGAUCCUGAACCUUCUGUUACGUGGACUAAAAAUGGAAAUAGCUCUAUACCACGGGCUCAGUUCAAGAACGGUGGUCGUAUCCUUGUUAUUAAAGACGUGCUUCCUGUUGACAGUGGUGUUUAUCAAUGUAAAGCAUCCAACAAGUUUGGAGAAAGCCGUACAUCUACAGCAGUGAUAGUCGCUGUUCCACCCACAAUAGCUAGAGAAGUUUCCCCAUCUUCAGUGAUAUGUGAAAUGCAAACCCUUUGUACUUUAUCUUGCCAUGCAACCAGUGGCAGUCCUUUUAAUUACUCUUGGACAAAGAAUGGUCAGGUCCCAGGUAGUGAUGACAUCAAAAUCAUGAACAACAUCAUUGUUCUCACGCCUCGUGAUGCAGAGGAUUAUGGGAUGUAUGUGUGCCAUGCUACAAACAGCUUUGGUUCCACAGCCUACAAAAUCACCUUGUCAGAGGGUCACAAGUCUUCAUCGUCUGCGUUUUCAUAUGGAAAAAGCGUUUUCUAUGCUACGGUUAUCACUUUAUCCUGUAUUGUUUUCAUCUCGCUUGUUGUAAAUGGUGUGUUGAUACGGCGGCUAAGACGAGCUUUGCCUGAAAACAGAGCAACGACUGCGGACAAGUCCAUCGCCGAUAACGGAUGUCAAAGUGUUUCACCACGUGAUCAGCACAUGUCAGAGCCAAGUUCAUACAUGGAACUCCGUCCCAGGCCUUUGGAAGGGCAGUCACCUGGUCCUCCUGAGUUCAAAAGUCUACAGGGCAAAGAUGAGGAUACCGAAUAUUACAAUGUGGGAUUUAACGAAGGAAAAGACGGACAGGAAGAAAUUUACCUUGAAAUAGGAAAUGCCUCGUGUUGAGUUGUUUCCGCUCUUUGAAACAGAGGAAUAUAAUAGGAAAGCUUGGAAAGAGCCUAUUCACGCAGUGCAACUACCGGGGGUACUAUGUAAAUAUGUCACAUCACGUAUCUUCUGCCUGAAUGUGCUUCACCUCGAAUGAGGUUUCCAAAGGAAACAAAACUUCUCUUGUAACCUUCUAUAUUUGAUUAUCUACUAGGCAUAGUUGGUCUGGUGUGAUUGUCUCGGUAAGCUCUUUAAAUCACAGGAGCGAUCAAAAUCUAAUUUCUCAUGACAGCACCAAUACAUUAUCAAGCAAAGGUCAUGGGAAUAAGGAUAAUCAGCAAUGUUACUUUGUCUUGACAUACCACCAAAUUCUCAGAAGUUGUUAAAAGAACUGAUUACUGAAACGAUUAAUAGAACAACAAUAGUUCUUUUUAGAGAGAUCUAACCAUUUACUACGUUAGCUAGUGUGCAAAAAGUCGAUCAUAUGUGUAAUUACAGUGUCACUUUUUUCACCAUUUUGGUUAGCAAUCUCAUAUUUUGCUAUAAUGAUAAUGAUAAUGAUAAUGAUAAUGAUAA
This is a messenger RNA of Orbicella faveolata, 3170 nucleotides long. RefSeq lists its product as uncharacterized. Gene Ontology annotation, molecular function: protein binding. NCBI's taxonomy places the organism in Eukaryota, Metazoa, Cnidaria, Anthozoa, Scleractinia, Merulinidae. Gene Ontology annotation, biological process: cell-cell adhesion. The record is from RefSeq and is a predicted model, not a curated record.